This is a messenger RNA of Tuber aestivum (summer truffle), 2752 nucleotides long. The record is from the annotation of a GenBank genome assembly. Lineage: Eukaryota; Fungi; Ascomycota; Pezizomycetes; Pezizales; Tuberaceae.
AUGGUUGAGGAGGUGGCUCCGGUCGAGUACCGUCUUUCCGCUCAAUUACGAAUUCGAUUUCCUGGGCUGUAAGUCAGCGUUUUUUGAGGAAUCACAGGAUUGGAUUAGGUGUUAGUAGGUACAUCUUCGCUGUCGUCGACUUCUACCUCUUCCUCUACUUCUUCCUCUUCCUCUUCACCUUCCUCGAGGUCGUCUUCCUUGGCAGCGCGCUCGGGAGCGCUAUCUGCCAUCGGUGUAUCACCUCCAGAGUGUUCAGGUAAGGUUUCAGGUAUUGCCGUAGGUAUUGUCGUGGGAGGGGGAGUUGGAGCUUGCUGGAGAGUCGCAAUGCUAGUAGAAGUCUCCUCCGUUGCCGUUGGAUCGUCUCCGUAGAGGUAUGCGUCUUCGUCUUGGUCCAUUAUUGAUUGCUUUUAUGAGGGGUGAAUUGUGUGGAGUAAUUGGACAAGAGUAGCCGUGAUACCAGUGGCUGACGUUCGCUAUGGCAAAGCGUUGACAUCCAUCGUGUGAACUGGGCGGCACUCGAACUGGGAAUUCUGUGGCAGUGUUGGCAAGGUAGAGCAGGGUAACUUUCUCCCGUCUCCAGUGUUCUGGACAAUACAUCCCUACCUCGCGUUCCUUGAACCGCUGGAGUUGAGCCUCAACGCCACUGUCUAACUAAGGUAAGGUUUGAUAGCAACAUCAACACCUUGACUCUCUUUCAUUCAUUGCGCCUAUCCUUUCUACUCACACCACUUCAAAUCACCAGAUAAGGGCCUCACCCCCUCCUACAAUGUCACUCUUCGCGCAGACAAAUACAUCCACUUCGGGGACCCCAUCACUUUUGUAAUGAUCUCUCACAUCUCUUACAAGCUCUGGCGAAAUGCUAACAAUAGGUAACUCGCGUCGUUCAGCAGUGGGCAGCAGCAACAACAACAACAACAACAGCAGCAGCAGCAGCAGCAACAGACUCCUUCACUAUUUGGCGCAGCGUCUACAGCUGGCGGUAGCAGUGGAGGUCUCUUUGGCGGUGCGUCGCAGUCAGCUGCCCCUGCUUCUGGUGGAUUGUUUGGUGGUGGACAGACGCAAACGCAGACCCCAGCGACGGGUACUGGUCUUUUCGGUGGAGCUGCAACUUCGACUGCAAGUGGAGGAGGAGGAGGAGGAGGAGGAGGAGGAGGGGAGGGGGGGGGGUACCGUUUGGUGGAACUCUAACUUCUGCCGCUACGUCUGCCCCUCGAAGCGGCGGUCUGUUUGGAGCUCCUGCAGCAACUACCCCUACCAGUGGAGCCGCGCCCACGGGAGGACUUUUUGGUGGCGCUACUCAAGCAGCUACCCCAGCCCAACCUGCCGGAGGACCCUUUGGAGCCGGGGCAGCAGCACCAACCCCCGCACCUGCUGCCGGGGGCGGAUUGUUUGGUGGGGGAACUUUACAGCAGCCUCCUAAGCCUUCAUUGUAUGUCACGUCCCAUGUUAUAGAAAAACCGUGGCUCACGUUUAUAGCACUGGCCCUGCUUCUGCAGCAGCUACUCCUAGCAUUGGAGCAUUUAGUACAACAUCGGUAGCUCCAAGGCCCAGUGGAUUAUUCGGUGGGACUUCUCUAGGUACCGCACAGUCGCAGCCACAAUCACAGCAGCAGCAAAACGCAGUUCCAGCAGCGACUAUUGAUGCUUCAAAGCUUUUACCGACUACUAGAUUUGGAGACUGCCAUGCAGAGGUUCAGAGGAUCCUAGAGGGCAUUGAGUAAGACUUCAUUCCAUAUCGACGGAUUAUAGAUCUCCCUCGCUCACAUUCCUUGCAUGAUAGACAAGAGAUCCAAGAGCAGAUGCGCAUCGCCACAGCGCUAACUGCCCACUUCCCCUGCCACCGCGCAACCAUCAACUCUAUCCCCUCCGACACCGCAGUUCUAACCCACAAACUCGCAACCACCAAGUCCUUCCUCGCCGCCGACGAAGCAGCACUGAGCACCGCACGUCAACACCACAACGAGGACGAUGCAGCCGCAACCCUAUCAAUCCGCAACGUUGAUCUGUUCCGUGUGCCGCCCGCUCAGCGCAGCCAAUACAUCGCGCAGCAGCAGAACCAGCCCAUGCACGAGAACGACAUCACAAGCAAUAAGCCAAUGAUAAACUACUUCAACACGCAAAUCGCAAGGAUGGAUCAGAAGUUGAAUCUAUUCCUAGAGAGCGUGCAGGAGGUGGAGCUCUCGCUGCGCAGUGUUGAGCAACAGGCUACCAUGGGUAGUAUUGGUGGGGAAGAUCUCACAGCGCUCACCGGUGGAGUUGGAGGUCGGCAGGACGCUAGGAGGUUGAAUAGGACAUUAAGAGAGUUCAAUGAUGCGCUGAAGGACGUUAGUGGGAGGAUUGUGGAUUCUAAAGAUGGGAUGAGGGCUUUGAGAGCUAGGAGAUAGAUGGCAGAGCAUUUUAACCUUUAAUAAUAUGUGUAUUAUACGAAAAGUGAAGCUUUGUCAUUUUUUUUCAUUUUUUUUCAUCCUCUCUUUCCCCUUUAUCGUUUCUACGCGAUUACUUUUUUCUUUUUACGGUGGACAAUGGAUAGCGCUGGAUUGGGUAAAAGUUAGAAAGCCGCUUCGGUUCAUGGCCGGAAUGAGUGUCAGUAAAAUCAUUUAUUAGAUGCCUGUCGGUAGAGAUGCGAGAUGCCAAAUUUAACGUGGGGAUGCGAGCGCUUGAUAAACGCAUUAUCGGCAGUGACGGCAUGGAUUCGAGAGAGGUGAGUGUAUAUCAAUUGUGUAUAGCUAUAGUAUUGCGCGUCUCGACAAGAA